Molecule: messenger RNA, 1599 nt
Organism: Stomoxys calcitrans (stable fly)
Lineage: Eukaryota; Metazoa; Arthropoda; Insecta; Diptera; Muscidae
Product: dynein regulatory complex subunit 2
Exons: 6
Coding region: 1-1599 (532 amino acids)
Biological process (GO): cilium-dependent cell motility; axonemal dynein complex assembly; regulation of cilium movement
Cellular component (GO): axoneme; axonemal dynein complex
Source: RefSeq, a predicted model, not a curated record
AUGGGCAAAAAAGGCAAAGGAAAUAAAUUGGCCAAAAUGUCCGAGGAGGAGAGGGCCAGAUAUCUGCAGAUGAGGGCCGACAUAGAGGAGGAGGCUCGUAGACGAAAAAUGCAGCUAAUAUCAAUGUACAUGAAGAAUAAAUUAAAACGCGAAGAGGCUUUUAGUCGCCUUAACAUGGCCAAAAUCAAUCAGGAAUGGCGUUCCAUACUACGCCAAGUCAAAUGCCAAGAGCUACGCAAAGAAAUUGUGGAUACCGAAAAGUACAGCAAGGAUAUGUUGGAGCACAAGGACAGUGUGAUUAAGCGUCUACUGCAUGAUUUAGAGGUGGCCCACAGUCAGCACGAUAAUAGUUCACAGACGCAUAUGGAAAUGUUGCAGCAUUUUAUGAAUAUUCAACAACAGCGUUUGGAAUUCUUCAAAAAUAACUAUGAUAGCGAGCGGGAAGCUAUGCUACUAGAAUUCAACGAGGAUUUUAAUAAAAUGCAAAAUCUGCGGGUUCGUACCCAUGAGCAGUUGGAAAAUGUCUACUAUCAACUAGAAGAGAAGAAUGAGAAUCAAAGAAAUGAGGCACAUGAACGAUAUCUGGCGAAAUUGGAUGACAUUAAAGCAAUGAUGCAACUACGUAUUGAAGACAUCACCGAGAAGGGUGAGCAGAAACUUGAAAAACUUUGGAAUGAAUAUCAACAGGCCUUGGCUGAAUAUGUUCAGCAUACGGAGGGUUUCUAUGCUGAUUAUAUGGAUCUCAAGGAGAGGGAUGAGGAGUAUACCAAUCAGACUCGAGAAUAUUGCUAUGAAAUUGAAAAGGCCAGUAAUCAAUUGGCAGCUUUAAAGCUAACUUUGGCCGAUGCCGAAGAUAAAUCUGAGGUGAGGCUGAAACAUUUAAAGGAUCUCAAGGAGUAUAUGGGUAAUAAACACAAUGAGCUCAAGGAGAGAAUAGAUGUGGAAAUGAUGGAGAAUGAGGAGAAAUUCAAGAUGAUGAGUGUGGAAAGCUACAAGGCGGUAAAGUUUUUUAAAAACUUAUUUGACAAAGGCAAUACCCUGUUGCAAUUGGUCACCGUGUGUCGCAAAUUUGAAACCGAAAAGGAGAAAAUUUUACCCUUGGGCCUGCCACCCAUUUCCAAGUUAAUGUUUGAAAAUGAGGCCGAGCAAUACACCCAAGUGCCAGAAGAGCUUAAAGCGGAGAGCUUUUGCAAUUGGCAAUUAAUGGAGGAUUUCUGGAAACGUGUCAAUAAUGUUAAAAUCGAUUUGGUGUGUUUGACGCAACGCAAACGCAGCUUGGAGCAGGAAAACGAACGUCUCAAAUCGGAGCUGGAGGAACGCUUGAUGAGUCUCAACAUCAGUAAUGGCAUCAAUACCCAUGUCAAUGAUUACUUGGCCAAAAGGCCAAGCAGUAUGCGCAUUAAACGCGUCGAACGCAUCGAUUUGGACCAACGCCAAAAAUGCCAGUCGGCCGAUGUAAAUGUGGGUCGACAGCAAAAAUCCCAUCGUCCUCAUACCACAUCGUGCAUCACGGAGGCCAAUUUUACCACAGCCGUGCGCUCACGGCUGCUGGCCAAGGGAAAACCAAAAUUGGCCAAAAUUGUGGCAAUAAAACAUUGA